AUGUGGCGAAAAACAAAACAAAGCGACCCCGAGGAGAUGGAGCUUCAAGCUAGACAUCGCAACGAGGACGAGAAAGAUGAAACUGUGAUCACGGUCACCGGUCUUGAUGACGGUCAUGAAAAUUUUCUCUCCAAGGAAGAGAAGCUGAUUCUAUUGGCGCUCGCAUCUCUAAGUUUGAUGGCCGCAUUAGAUGGAACAUCGAUAUCAGUGGCCCUACCGACAAUGUCUCGAGAGCUAGGUGGCUCUGCAACAGAAGCGUUCUGGACAGGAACAUCGUUCACACUUUGCUCUGCAGUCUUUCAGCCAUUGUUUUCGUCAUUCUCAGACUUAUUUGGACGUAAGCCAUUGAUCUUGGUCGCGAUCCUGUGGUUUUUGAUCGGGGCCAUCGUGGCUGGAGUUGCGAAUGACUACACUCAUAUGCUCAUCGGCCGAUCUCUACAAGGUGUAGGGGGAGGUGGCAUCAUCACGCUUACUAGUAUAGUAAUCGCUGAUAUAGUGCCACUUGCCAAUCGAGCUAAAUAUUUCGGUAUGCUCAGCGCUAUAUGGAGUCUGGGUACAGUCACUGGACCUGUGAUUGGAGGAUGUUUCGCUGAAAAGUCUACGUGGCGCUGGAUAUUUUAUCUCAACUUUCCUUUGAUUGCCAUUGGUACGGCCCUAGUGGCGUGGUCUUCGAAGUUCCAGUCCAACAAAAUCUCUUGCCGCGAUCAGAUACGCAAGAUCGACUUUUGGGGAAUUUUACUCUUUAUUCCGAGCACUACAUCCUUCCUCGUUCCUCUGACCUGGGGAGGAGUUCUUUACAGCUGGAACUCGUGGCACACAGUCGCUCCUUUGGUAAUCGGCGCCGUCGGGUUAUGCCUGUUUGCAGUUUACGAGUCCCGAUUUGCCAAAAACCCAAUGAUUCCACCGGCGAUAUUUCAAAACAGAACAUCCUUGAUCGCCUUCGCCGGAUACCUUGUGGUCGGUCUUGUCGUUUGGUGCAUUCUGUACUUCCUGCCGAUUUACUACGAAGCAGUCAAAGGUUUCAAGCCCAUCAUGUCUGGAGUUGCUCUAUUCCCGGAGACCUUCACUCUGGCCCCAAGUGCGGUUGUGGUAGGCUUGUUUAUAAGCAGACUUGGCAACUACUACUGGGCCAUUUGCAUUGGAUGGGGCAUCUCCACCCUCGGGACCGGUCUGAUGUACCUCCUCGACGCGGAGGCCUCCACUGCCAAAUGGAUAUGUGUGAAUCUGAUCCCUGGAGUCGGGGUCGGAAUGGUACUUCCAUCUGUUCCACUAGCAGUCCAAGCUGCGGCAACACCAGAAAACCUGGCUAUUGCAGUUGCCAUGUCGACUUUCUUCAGAGGAUUCGGCCAGUCGAUCGGAGUGGCCAUUGGUGGUGUCAUCUUCCAGAAUCGCAUGAAGAGUAAUCUCUUGACGUAUCCGGAUUUGCGAUCUAGUGCGGAAAAGUACAGCGGCGAGGCAGCAAGUGCCGUGCAGAUGAUCCAAGCCAUGGUAGAUGUCCCAACGAAGGAUCAUCUGAGAGAAGCUUAUGCUGAUAGCUUGAAAGUUGUAUGGGCUUUCUGCUGUGGUAUUUGUGGGUUGAUUUUCAUGACCAGCUUUUUCAUCAAGUCCUACAGCCUCAACCGAGUCAUGACUACCCAAAAGGGAGUCGGAGAAAGCGGGCGCUAG
This is a messenger RNA of Penicillium brevicompactum, 1665 nucleotides long. Its product is annotated as MDR family MFS transporter. The record is from RefSeq and is a predicted model, not a curated record. Lineage: Eukaryota; Fungi; Ascomycota; Eurotiomycetes; Eurotiales; Aspergillaceae. Gene Ontology annotation, molecular function: transmembrane transporter activity. The transcript is spliced from 4 exons. Bases 1 to 1665 code for a protein of 554 amino acids. Gene Ontology annotation, biological process: transmembrane transport.